AUGGCAACAAUAGAGAAACUAAUUAAGGCCUUUGAAGCCUUAAAGGUGUUCCAGCCUGGAGGAGGUACUUCAGAUGACUCAAAGAAAAGGGAACAGUCUGUCAGCAAGAAGGACAAGAUAAUGAACUGCAACAUAGUGGCUGACUGCAUAUGUGCACCUAACAUGAGAGCUAUCAUUGAUUUCCCCAAAUUUCUUGGUAUUGCGAUGGAAACAUUCCUGAACCUCUGUGAUGAUGCUGAGUCUGAUGUGAGAAUGGUUGCAGAUGAGUGUAUCAACAGAUCCAUCAAGGUACUUCUGGAGACCAACUUGGGACGACUUCAAGUAGAGCUGUAUAAGGAGAUAAAGAAAAAUGGAUCAUCUCGCACUCUGCGUGCAGCUCUUUGGAGGUUCGCUGAGAUGGCUCCUCUCAUUAGACCACAAAAGUGCAGACCUUAUAUGGUGAAUAUGCUUCCCUGUCUGGCGAGGAUAUGUAAGAGGGAAGAGGAGGCAGUACAGGAAACUCUUCUUAGCUCUAUGGUGAAGAUUUGUCCUGCUCUCAUGGUUUUUGCCAAUGAAUCUGAGAUAAAGGCAUUACUGAAGUCUUUCCUUCCUAACCUGAAGUCGCCUUCAGCUUCGUGUCGGAGGACAGCUGCUACCAGUCUGGUUUUGAUCUGUCAGUAUUCAAGGAGCCCAACAUCCUUCUACAACUAUCUGCUGAAUGUCUUAUUAGACAUGGUCUUACCAGUGGAUGGAGAUCAGAAUCUACACACCCUGAUGGGUGUGGUUCUGUGUAUGAGGUCUCUGGUCCCCCAUUUAGGGGAGGCAAGUCUGGUUGAACAGGGAUUAAAGGGCAGCUUUGGUGUGAUGACAAAGGAAAAGAUAGAAUCUGUCAGCAAAGAACAGCUAAUAAAGGUGAUCCAGAUGCUGUUGCACCUGAUGACCCACCGAGACCACAAUGUUGUGACAGCUGCCCUGGAGGCCUUCAUACAGCUGUUGCGUAACCCCAACCCCUUAUUAGUGUCCAUAUUGACUGUGCCAGGUACCAUUACUCGGACCCUUGUGUACCUUGCUGACCAAGCCUCCUCUCCCUCCAAUGACUCUCUACAAGAAGUGCCAUCCUUUAGUAAACUGGCAGAGGAGUCUGCUGGGCUUGAGGAUGAUGCUGACAUCCCUGAUCCUGUGUCAGACCCUGCAGGGGAUGCCUCAUCAGCUGAGGGAUCUGCUUAUGUCUAUAAUACAUUUGUAGCUCGUGGGGAGUCUGGAGCAGGAUCUGAAGAUACAAGUCCGGUGGAUACACAAGUUAUUGUCACAACAACAGACUCUGAAUAUUCUGGUAUUGAAAUUGGUGAUCUCAAUGAGGAAAAGUCGGAGAAGUCAAACAUGACACAAGUCUGCAGUAGUAGCCAGGAGACUUUACUCAGUAUACAGAGCAUCAGUCCAACUCGCAAACCUUCUCUCCAAAAGGGCGUCAGCCAGGACUUAAAUGGCAACCCUGAGAUAGAAGAUACGUUUGAAGGCGAUCGCAGCCUUCUGCCGUCCCCAGGGGAAGACGUCAGUGUCAGUAUUGGCUCCUUGAUAGACAGACAGCCUGCUAUUGUGUACUGUAUACGAUUUAUAGCCUCUCGGUUUCUGUUAUCUGGGUGCAAGCGUGUGUUGAAACCUGACAAAGCUGUACGUGUAAGUGUCAAGUCUCUGGCUCUCACCUGUGUCAGCUCUGCCGUGGCCAUGUACCCCCAAGUGUUUCUUCUCAACCUGUUUACAGACGUCUCACAAGAUUUAGACCAGGAAAUUCAGGAUGUCUUAUUGUUUGCUAAUCACCAUGACCCGCAGUUGAAGGGUAAUACAACACAGAUAGCUGCUAACCUCAUCAUGUCUGCUCUGAAGGAAAGCCGAGGUAACUUCACAAAGUGGCUGUCUGACUUCCCUGGAAAAGUGGUGGACUUGAGUAUCCAGUCCCUGGUGGACAUAAUACUGGACAUUGUGAAAGACAGCUCAUCGGUGGCAAUUAGACUAGCAAUCAUUUCCCUACAGACCUGUAUCAAUCCACUAUUACAGAGCAUUCAUAGUGAACUGGCCCUUCUAGUCCUACUCAGGCUGAUGGAAGUCAAGGACAAUCCCUAUUGGCUAGUCAAGACAGAGUUACUGGACCUGCUAAGUGGCAUCAACUUUAAGAUUCUAGUACACCUGGAGUCUUGUUGUACCCUGGCCCAGAGGGGACAGCAUCACUUUCUAGGGAAACUGAACCUCCAACACCGAGUAAUACAUAAUGUGAUUAUACCACUACUGGGAAAUGAGGACCACCGUGUUCGUCACAGUGCUGCACAGACUCUUGUCAAGUUGAUUCCCCACUUGUUUUUUGCGGCGGACCAUUGCCAACAGGAUCCUGUGAUUGCCAUAGCUAAAGACCAUACUGGGCGUCUGCUGACCCCUGAUCCUCUGUCAGACUCUCCCCCUCUGGUCCAGGGCUUGGUCAAACCUUUCCACUUUGGGGCGGAACAUGUGUCCAAUGUCCACAUAGAGAGUAAUCUGUCCAGGGUCAUAAUGGCACUACUCCAUGAACUCAACCUGUCCAAUGUUAAACACAACACAUAUGGAUGUUGCCAUGCACUGUGCCUGUUGUCGGAUUGCUUUCCUGCUACCCAGUAUGCCCAUUCCUGGGGCUGUGGACCUCCCACACCACUUGUCCCACGGGACAGUACCAAUAGAAUGGUUAUGAGGCGCCCUCCGAGUCGCUCCCUCAGUGGAUCAAGUACCUUUAGCUUGGAUGAGAUGUCAGGAGGGUCGGGUGGAGGACCACUGACCAUCAUGCUCUCCUUGUUGACCUCCUCGUUGGUCAGUCUUGACCUGACUGCUCACCAUGAUACUCUAAAAUUGGCUGGCAAUUUAGUCUCAGGGGCUGCCUACAAAUGUCUGCGAAGUGUAGACAAUUAUAAUUUGGCUGACAGCUCUGAGGACACAAAGUGGCAAGGCAUAUCAGACCGUGUCCUGUAUCCCCUGAUAGAGCAGUUCCUCACACAUAUAGCCAGAUUACUGAAUGCCUGUUGCCAUGUGAUUGAUGAACAGUUGCCUGGUCCCCCACAGAUCAAACCAUCCCUGCCCUCUCUUCCCACUGCCCCUUCCCUCAGUCCUAUCAAGCGUAAGGCUAAGGGAGAGAAGGAUGGCAGUAGUGCACCUGGUACCCCAGGAUCAUCUGAAAAGUCUACACCCAAACAACAGAAAGAUAAAGACAAAGAACCUGAGAGGGAGCGAAACAAGAAGGACGGACUUGGUACAUUUUACAGUCUGCCACAGUACAUGAAGCUGUAUGAAGUCCUCAGGGGAGCGUACUCUACCUAUAAAAUUUCCUUGGACCUAGGGACUACUGACAAGUUCUGUGUCCUACUGAAGUGUACACUUGAGUGUCUGGCCCAAGUGCUAGAGAUUGCAAGUUUGCAAGACAUUGGGAAGUAUGCAGAAGAGCUGCUCGGCUAUCUCAGGACAACUGUAUCACUGGAGCCCACAUGUACCAUACUCUGUGUACAGCAGCUUUUGAAAGCAUUGUUUGGUACAAAUCUAGUAAGUCAGUGGGAGCCGCAGCAGGCUAUCAAUGUGUCACACAAACCUGGCAAGGCCACACGACUGACCUCCAACACCAGACCAGGGCUCUACAGUCACUGUUUCACACAGCCUUACUCUCACUUCACACAAUCCCUCGCUGCUGCCACCUUCAAAGCCACUGCCCAGACUGAGCAGGAGGAGACAACCAGUAUUUUAAAUUGGUUGAAGAAAUGUGUAGAAAGAAAGCUUCCAGCAAUUCUGAAACCUGGAAGUAAAACAGAUAAGGCUGCUAUUGCUGCAUACAUACGCCUGUUUGAGCCUCUAGUAAUCAAGGCCCUAAAGCAAUAUACCGUGACAAGCUGCCUAGAACUUCAGCGACAGGUCCUUGAUCUCCUGUCUCAACUUAUACAGCUCCGUGUCAACUACUGCCUCCUCGACUCAGAUCAGGUCUUCAUCGGAUUCAUUAUCAAACAGAUAGAUUUCAUAGAGGAGGGCCAGAUCAGAAACUCGGACAGUCUGAUUCCUAACUUGUUUAACUUCCUGGUGAUGCUGUCAUAUGAAAAAUACCAUAGUAAAUCUAUAAUUGGAAUGCCCAAGAUUAUUCAACUGUGUGAUGGCAUCAUGGCUAGCGGCCUUCACCCUACAACUCACGCUAUCCCUGCUCUGAAGCCUAUUGUAUAUGAUUUGUUCUUGCUACGAGCUGCCAAUAAAUCUGACAUCAGUCGUGAAUUGGAGACACAGAGGGAGGUAGUCGUGUCCAUGUUACUUCGCCUCAUUCAGUAUCAUGAGACUCUAGACCUGUUAGUAAUAGUCCUACAACAAUGCCACAAGGAAAGUGAGGAACGUUGGAAGAAGUUGUCAAGACAGGUGACAGACACCAUCCUGCCAUCGCUAGCCAGACAACAGGUAACAAUUGACAGCAUGGCUGCACUGGAGACUCUUCACCGUCUGUUCGAGUCACUAGCCCCUAUCGUGUUCAGACCAGUAGAUAUCCUACUGAAGACCCUCCUCCAAGAACCCAUGGAUGUGGCUUGUGUAGAGAACCUCCAGCGCUGGGUGUCCCUCGUCCUCUCCGUCCUGCGUGUCCUAAUGGCACAGUCUAAAGAGGAAGUGAUCUUGUCACGCAUGCAAGAACUAGGACUUGGUUUGAAUGUAUUUAAGGUACCCAGUCGGGAGAUGACAACUGAGGAGAGAGAUCUGGCCCUCACUCUUUCACCAGAGGAAGUGUUAGCUUGGUUCCUGAUACAGGUGAUUGGUAACUGUGCCAGCUACAUCAGUCAGAAAUGUGAGCUGACCGGUCUGUCUUCCUCGUCCACGUUUCUUACCCAGCAACUGUCUCAGCUUCUCCUCUAUGUAACACACAUGUUCCAGUCUGGUCUGUUUAGGAAGGUUGCUACAUCAGCAAUGAAGGCCUCCCACCUAGACACCCCACACUGUUAUCAUAGUAUCCAGGAACUCAAUCACAUGUUUCUGUCAGUCUCCAUGACACUUCCCACCCUCACUCUACAGUGGUGUAAUAUUUUAAUUCUCCUCAACUUUGAUGAUCAGACACUGUGGAGUACAGUGAUGCAGACCCCUAAGCGCUUCCUUAAACCUGGCAAAAGUCAUUCAGCAGACCUUGAGGUACAGGUGUCUCCCAUGACACACUGUUGUAACCUGGAGAUCCUGCGACGUGGAGGCCUAGUUCUCUUCUGUGACUAUGUGUGUGAAAAUCUAACUGAAGCGGAACAUAUGACAUGGUUGGUAAUCAACCAUGUUAGUGACAUCAUAGCCCUUUCUCAAGAGUCACCUGUCCAGGACUUUGUCAGUGCCAUACACAGGAAUUCCUCUGCCAGUAGUCUCUUUAUACAGGCAAUACAUGCGAGGUGUGAAAAUGUCUCAAAGCCGUCACUGGUAAGGAAGACGAUGAAAUGCCUUGAGGCGAUCCACUUGUCCCAAACGGGCUCCCUUCUUACCUUGCUCAUAGACAAGUUCCUCAACACACAUCACCUGGCUGUGGCACGUAUCUGUGACAGUAUCGCAUGUAAGAGGGUCGAGAUGUUAUUGGCUGACAGUGUACAGGAUGCCUUCAAACAGUUGCCUCUAGAGGAUCUCACCAAGCUUCUUAAAUACAUGGAAAGCAACAAACUAACCAAACGUCAUGCACGCCUGGUGUCCCUGCUACAGAAGCUGAGGAUGGAGAUACACCCGGAGGAAACAGCUGAUAUUGUGGGAGAAAGGCCACACCCUUUGUCUCUCCCGAAGUCCCUGUCUGAUAUAAACAUCAACAAGGAGUGCUAUGUGUCUAUAGUGAAGAACCAGUGUUUUAGUGCUGACUGUAAUCCCAGUGAAUGUGCCAAACUACUGCAUAACCUUACGUAUGCUGAUAUUCUCUCCAUCACUAUGACCAAGGAAUUUAACCUAUGCAUCCUUCCAGAGUGUAUAUUACUGGGAGCUCACGAUACACUCAUCAAAAACAACGACUCUACUGAUAUCCUAGACAGUGAAGGCAACAAGAUUCCACAAGAACCAAUGUUUGACCCACUGCUACAGGCUGCCCAGCUGACACUUAUACGUCAUGUUAACAAUAUAAUCAACAUGCUCCCUACGCCCCACCAAGUGAUUAAAUAUGGUACAGACUCAAAGACUGCCAAACGCACACGCUACCUAGAAAAAAUGGAUGACUUUUUUUCGGACACGUCGUGGUCAGAUAUGGUGUUUAUGUUAGUUUCAUCUUUGAACAUUUACAUUCAAACUUUGUCUACAUUUCCAUGGCAGCCGGAGGUGCCUGUUGAAUCUCACUGUGAUAUUGGUCAGUUCUGUGUUUUAUGUGCAGAGAUGAUAGACUGGAUGUUCCAUCAUGAUUUGCUGCCAACAUCCAAGCGUCUCAACAGCUGUCUGCAGUGUAUGUCUCUGAUACUCCAGCAUCCCCAACUGUCUGUAGUGAUAGGACAGAAACAGCACACCUCAUGGGUUUGUGCACUUACUGGAACAGCCUACCAAACUGUUUACUCUUUAAUGGUGGUACCAGGAGAAAAGCUGGUGUCAACAGUGACACAAAACUCAGGGGAUCAUUCCAAGGAAACACUGAAUGAUUUGAUCAUUAAAGCAUGUGACCAGGUAUCAGAACUGGUGGAAUUUUCUCAACAUCAUUUGUCAGGCAGGUCCCAGGUGAUACCAAGCUUUUUACAACAUAAUCUCAGGAAUAUUAUCACAGGUUUAGGAAGACAACCAGUACUCAACAGUUACGCCAGAACCCCGUCCAUUGUCUGGAAGAUGGGCUGGAUACCAUCACCAAAUGGAGAACCUAAGACCAAGUUACCUCCCCUGCCUGUUGAUUUCCUGGAAGACAAGGAUGUAUUGAGGGAAUAUGUUUUCAGGAUUAACUCUCUUGGUUGGAUUAACAGACAACAGUUUGAGGAAACAUGGAUGAGUUUGUUGUCUGUUGUUAAUCCUGUAACAAUGCCAUCAAAUGGUGAGGAAAUGGUGGUCUCCCCUGAGGAAGAGAUGGAACGUGCCCAGUGUACAGUUAUGGCAGUAAGAGCAAUCACAUCCCUCCUUAUACAAUCCACUCUGAUCCCAGUACCAGGCAACACCAGUUACAGCUCAUACGAGAUCCGACCCAGAGACAAACCUCUAGGAUUUCUCCAUACAAGAUGUGGGAAGAAGCUUACUGUGAUACGAGGUGUGAUAGAACAGGAAGUCCACAAUCUUCACUGUCGUAGAAUGGUCAGGUCAGGUUGUACUGGUGACGAGAAGGAUGUACUACGAUAUAUGUUUGACAGUAAUUUGGAGAGGGAGAUCAUGGCCGAUGAUUAUACCCUUGGACAGAUUGCAAUAGAAGCUAUCUGGUCGAUUGUGGGAGCCCUGGAUUUCCACAUUGCUGAAUCAGACACAACUGAUUCUAUGGAAAGCCCAACUACAGAUUCCCCUGACACACCCGGCCGGUCACGUCAACAGUUCCCACUCCUGUCAUUUGAGAGAGAGCGACGAGAGCGGUCAGUUAACUUUAGUGGACUGGAUAUCCACUCUUGUCUCCAGUUCCUGUUAGAGCUGUAUGGUCAAUGGAUGCUGACAACUCCCAGACCACCACUUAUGCUCAAGAAUGAAGUUGUCAAGUCUAUUGUGUGCUUAUCAGACUUGUUCAUGGAGAGGGAACAGUAUGACUGGAUGCAGGAGGUGUUAUUGGACCUGUAUAAAACCCAUCCACAGGAAGAUGAAAUUCUAAUGCAAUAUUUAAAUGUUGGGAUCUGUAAGGCUGCAGCAGUGGUUGGCAUGGACAAUGCCACAACAGAGAAGUUGAUGAAGAUCAUUGAUGCUGGCUUCAGAAGUCCACAUUUACCAAGCAGAAUUGGAGCUCUGCACGGAACUCUUUAUCUUUUGGAGGCAGGAAUACAGGAUGUUACUAAGUUACUUGUUCCCUUAGCAACAGAUUUCCUGCUCAGAAAUUUAUCAGCAGUCAGUCAGACCUGUAUCACCAGUCAGAACUACAUGCUAACUAUGUGGUCAACAGCAUUCUAUAUCAUGGAGAAUUAUCAUAUAGACCUUAAAGACCUUGAGUUUCCAAGCAAGGUCCUUCAGCUGGCAGUGAUUACAGCAUCAGGUAGUGAGGAUAGUGUGUCAACAGCAGUGUAUCUGGCCAUCCUUAAAGGCCUAGAGCGCCUCCUACUCACAGAUGUUCUCUCAAAACAGGAUGCUGAGGCCAUUAUCAAACUCGGGGUUGACAGAUUGUGCUUGCCUAGUCCACAGAGGUCAUUGGCAGCUCUUGGUCUGAUGUUUACUUGUAUGUACUCAGGUAAACAAUAUGACCAGUACAGCCCAUCCCCACGUGAUGCAGAGCCCGGUACUACAGCUUACGACUUUGAAGUGGUGUACCAAGACCCUGAGUCACUCAUUCUUGCCAUGGAGCGAGUCACUGUUCUCUUUGACAGGAUUAAAAAAGGCUACCCUUAUGAGGCACGUGUGAUAUCACGAGUACUGCCAACAUUCCUGGCUGACUUUUUUCCACCUCAGGAUGUGAUGAACAAGGUCAUUGGGGAGUUCAUUUCCUCACAGCAGCCAUACCCACAGGUUGUUGCUAAGGUUGUGUUCCAGGUGUUUGCCAAUCUCCACCAACAGAAGCAGCAAGCAUUAGUAAGGGACUGGGUGAUGCUAUCUCUAUCCAACUUUACACAGCGCACACCUAUUGCCAUGGCAAUGUGGAGUCUCACUUGUUUCUUUAUCAGUGCCUCAGUCAAUCCCUGGCUGCGAGCCCUCUUUAAUCAUGUAAUAGGAAGGAUGGGUCGAAUGGAUAUUGUUGACCGUCGUCUGUUCUGCAUCACGGCCAUGGACUUCUACAACCAGCUGGUAGAUGAGAGUCAGCGCCGGGCAUUUACAUCAACAUUUAUGGCAGUGUCCCAGCCAGGCAUUGUGUACCAGGAACUGCUUCAACAUAUCAACAGUCUGCCCAAGUCUUAGAAUUAACCUUUAUCUAGUACAUUUUAAAAUACUGCGACAUAUCUAGAGUCCAGAGUCUUGGGAAGUGAGAGAUGAUGGUAGUGAUAUCUAUGCCCUGGUGUUCUACAUCUGGGGAAGCGAGAGGUGACAAAGUGGUAUCUAUGUCCUUAUGCAGAGAGGUCAUAGUCACCAUGACACACUGCCAAUGAGUCUAGCCAUGAUGCUUCAAAAAAGAAUGGAUGAAAUUUGCUUCCUCAUGUGAUUACUUGGUAAACGAUAAACCCAUUGCUGCUUUAAGGCUUAAGGCUUGAAGCACCAAGUUUAUUGUUGAAGGAAUGUAGAACAGAAUAGUUUCACUACCAAAUGUUUUAGUACAAAGCCUGUAUAUCCUGCCUAUAAGAAAUCGUGCCAACAGGAAUGUGUGAUUUACCUGGAAAUCUCUGUAAUGGAGCACUUAGAUAUUAUAAGUGUAAAAAGAAAUUGUUGACAUGUAUAAGCUUGCUUUGUGAAAAAUUCUUAUUAUAUGGUGGUGAAGGAAUGCCCUAUAACCUCUGGAUUAUGGAAUAUAUUCAGCCAUCAUAAGAUUGCAUAAAGUGUAGUUAUAUAUCUUUAUAUAUAAGUGAUAAAACUAUUACCUUUGUGUUCUUUAUUGUUCAGACACCCAAUCAGCACAGCUUAUUCUUAUGUGUGACCUCCUUAUCUUCCAAUCAGAAAAGCUUCUGUCUUAAAGAUAUUUAUAUAUAUAUAUGAUGUGAUGUAUUUCUAUAAUUGAUAGUAAUGUGGAUGGUAUGUCUGUGGAAGGAAUAGAGGAUCGGGCUGCUGUAAUAUGUGAAUCACCACAACAGUUCCUCAGCAAGGUCAAAUGUAGGAUGGGUUGUAUGUGCAGUAAUAAUAGGAAGGUAAGACGGUAGGAAAACAAAAGGGAAAUCUUCACAUUCCUCUGUAGGAAACAAGAUAUGACUUAUUCUCCAUUCCCAAUUAUGAAAAAUACGGGACUGUAUUUAAAUACUGUUUAAAACAUUCCUUCAGGCUGUUUUAUCUUUAUAAGAGAUUUAAUCUGAAGUGAUUGAAAUAGUUGGAUGGAAGGUUGAAUAAUCACAGGUGGUAAUACAAGAAAAAAAGUGCUAUUGUUUUGUAUAUUUCCUUGUAUAUUUAUAUAUGUAUAUAUGUCUCAAAGCUGUAUCAUGUGAAAAUCUUAACAUUACUGCUAAUUUUCAGUAUUCAGGCUUUUAGAAAUACAACUGUUAUAGCCAAAUGUCAUUAUAGAUUGAAUGAAAGGAGUAUGGUGAUAAAGGUAAAAUUGACCUAGAAGGUUGAUGUUGAAUUUGAUUAAAAGUGUAUUAAUUAGCUAGAAAUAAACUUGAUUUAGGAGAGCUAUUGUUAAACUAUUAGUGUGAUAAACUCUACUAAAAGAUUCUAGUCUAGGUGAACCUGAACUUUAUAAGCAAUACAUUACAGACAAUGACUGCAAUAUGUCUUUUAAGUGUCAUUACUCUUCAUACCAAAUAUCAUAGCUGAUGAGGCUAAUGCCAAGUAUUUAAUUAGCAGUAAUAGUAUAACUAGUGGUACAUCUGUAUAAACAUUCAGAAUACAUAAUAUCUGUAUGUGUAUAGAUAAUGUAACAAGUGGGAUGGAUGUUAGUAGUAAAGGAUGAAUGUGUAAGGCAGAUUAUUGUUGAAUAUUUAUGUUGUAACCAGUGUGUUUACAGGUUUGGUCCCUAUAUGUGAUUUAUAUUGAUAUCAAUGCAAACUUACCCGAAGCUGUUCACACUAUGAAAUGGUUGUACACAGGAAACAAAAAAAAAUUAGUGGUAACUUUAUCAUGAUAUGACAGUUAGAAUGAUCUCGUGUUGUAUUGUAUGUUUGUUUGUGAAUUUGUUUGUUUGUUAUUUGACAUUCCAUAUUGAGACUUUAGUGUUCAUAAGCCUGCAAAAAACAAAUUGGUGAAAUUAAACUUCUCAAGGUUAUGUCAGUGUGAUUUAAACUUCUGAAGGCCAUGUCAGUGUGAUUUAAAUUUAUCUAGGUCAUGUCAUUGUGAUUUAAACUUUUCAAGGUCAUGUCAGUGUGAAUUAAACUUCUCAAGGUCAUGUCGUUGUAAUUACAACUUCAAGGUUAUGUCAAUGUUAUUUGGCCAUUUCACCUCUCAAGGUCAUGUCAGCGAGAUCAAUACUCUCAAGGUCAUAUCCUUGUAAUAACACAGUGUUAUUUCACCAUUUCAGAUUUCAAAGUCAUGUCAGUAUAAUUGCUCUUCUCAAGGUCACACCAGUACGAUCAGGUCACAUAUAUAAAUCUAAGCUGUAAAGGUCAAAUUUGUACAGAUGUGUUGAGAUGUAAUUUUCUGGUUUGGUUACAUGCCAAGUGAAAUAUUAGUGUAAACUCUGUGGUUUCUAUGAAUGUUAUUGAUAUAUUGUAAUGCUUUUUACUAGUAGUAUUUAUACAGUGAUGUAGUCUGCAGACCUGUCGCUAGUAUGUAGUGGUGACCUGUCACAGUAUGGUAAUGAUAGGUUUGUAUUUCUGCCACCCAUACAUGCCUGACUGUCUACUUUGGAGAAGUUGUGUUUCUUUUCUUUUGAAGUUCCUAGGGCUUACAUUUACCCUAUACAUUUUUUUACCUCAUAAUUAUAUAAAAACAAUAGCUUAGUUACAAAAUUACCUGUGAUGUGCUCAGUGUUCACAUUCACUGAGUUGGUGUGCUGCAUAAGUAGUGAUGAUACAAUCAAUUUACUGGAAUUGAAAAUCAUCUUUGUUAUAUCAGGGUUAUAACUAUAUCAAGAAUAAAUUAAUGACCAUGCAAUGUGUUCUGUAUUUCAGUAUAGGUAGGAAUUAAAUUGUUUAGAGUUAUGAAUUUGUAGUAUGGUGAUGAAAUACACUGAAUGAUGAUGUUACUGUCAUAUAAGUAAUUGCUGAAGCCAUCUGUUGCUAAAAUUACACUGUAAACUUGGCUAUCAUUUGUUAUUUUCUACUCAAACUUCAUUUACUAGUUCUCUAUUAACUGCCUUAAUAUGAAAAUUGAUGAAAGGUGAGAAGUACAUAUGUACAUGUGCACAGAAUUUCAUGAAAAAAAAAACUACAGAUAAACAGCUUUAUUAAUGAGAGGUUUAUUCAUUGCUGUAUCGCUAACCUCUUAUCAAACAAUAUCUGGUCAUGGCCUUCAAAAUCAUGGGCGACAGGGUGUUUUAAAGAUUCAUUAGGUAAAAAGAUAUCCUAAUCUAUUGUAUAGGUAUCAUUUAUGUUGGCAUUGAAAUUAUGUUAUAUUUAAACAUUUUUUUGACUUUAUUAGAUAAAAAAAUUGAAUAAAAACUUUUCAAUAUUGAUCAAAGCUGAAGAAAUAUCAGACCAUUCCUUUUUUCUCGUGAUUUGAACAGAUCAGUGUGUGGUCAGUGUCAGGUUCACAUUUAUGAAAUCAGGUGAGUUGGGAUACUGAGUUUGCAAAUGUAUAGAAGACUUAUCAGCCCCAGGGUUUAUGAGGAUAUUGGGAUAGACUGGUCUAAGCUAGUUUGUGGAAUGUGAUAUCAUUUGGAACACCUUGGCUGAUUCCUGCAGUCAUCUUACCUUUGAUGGAAGUGACUGGAAAGGGAGGGAGGUGUUCCAAAAUGGGGUGAUAUAAAAGAGUUGUGAGAGGUUUAUCAACCUUUGUCUGUGAGGCAAUUCUUGGCAAUAAGUCCUGGAGAUAAAAACCUGUAAGUUAGGAGUAGCAAGUAGGUUAGUCCAGAUUAGACUAGGUUGAUUGGAGAAGUCCAAGGGUCCAGGACGGGUUAACUGUAAGAAGUAUGUGACUAACACUCACUCAGAUAACAGUACCUGUAGUUUUCCAUCUCAUUGAUUUAUCCUGUCUGAAGACAUUGCCUCACUGACAAACAUCAGUGUUUAGGUGACAUGUUUUGUAGGUAAAGCUAGUGAUCAGAUUUAUGAGGGUCACAGGUUAGGAGUUUGUAGGGAUGAGAGGUUAGGUUAGUCUUCUAAUCUAUAGUCCUGUCAGAGGUAAGUGAGGGUUACAGAUUAAACUAGUCUACUCCACAGGUAUGUGGGGAUGAGAGGUUAGGUUAGUCUUCUAAUCUAUAGUCCUGUCAGAGGUAAGUGAGGGUUACAGAUUAAACUAGUCUACUCCAGGUAUGUGGGGAUGAAAGGUUAGGUUAGUCUUCUAAUCUAUAGUCCUGUCAGAGGUAAGUGAGGGUUACAGAUUAAACUAGUCUACUCCAGGUUUAUAGGGAUGAAAGGUUAGGUAAGUCUUCUUAUCUAUAGUCCUGUCAGAGGUAAGUGAGGGUUGCAAAUUAGACUAGUCUACUCCAAGUUUGUAGGGGUGAGAGGUUAGGUUAGUCUUCUUAUCUAUAGUCCUGUCAGAGGUAAGUGAGGGUUACAGGUUAGACUAGUCUACUCCAGGUUUGUAGGGAUGGGAGGUUAGGUUAGUCUUCUUAUCUAUAAUCCUGUCAGAGGUAAGUGAGGUUACAGGUUAGACUAGUCUACUCCAGGUUUGUGGGGAUGAGAAGUUAAAUUUGUCACCUUCAUUUUUUAUGUUACAGGUUAUGCUUAGAAUUUUGUGAUUUUAUAAUUUAGUCUACUUUGACAGUUUUUGGGGAUUGGAGUUUCCCCUGUCAGGUCCUAUAUGUCACUGAUGAUAUAAUGUGUUUUAUAACUUGUAACACAUUAACUGUGAGUUCCGUAGAUCAGCACACUUCAAUAUAUGUUCGUGUACUUCACCAUAUACCAGGCAUGUGCUUGUGUUUUAUGAUGCUUGUAAUGGCAUUUCU
Molecule: messenger RNA, 13678 nt
Organism: Ylistrum balloti
Lineage: Eukaryota; Metazoa; Mollusca; Bivalvia; Pectinida; Pectinidae
Product: huntingtin-like
Exons: 56
Coding region: 1-8952 (2983 amino acids)
Cellular component (GO): nucleus; cytoplasm
Source: RefSeq, a predicted model, not a curated record